CCAAUGUGAUAUCUUUUAUUUGAUAUAUUAAAACAAUUUCCGGAAUAAAACCCAAUUAGACCCAGUGCCUAAACCCAACCUGACACGACAUCCCUCAACUAGAACUGCCAGUGAAGGUUCCUUUCUUCCUCUCUAGCUAAGCCACAAAGAGACGCUUGCUUUCUACAUGAUUCUCUGUUGCUGAUAUUCCAGUGAAAGAGGGUCGACCCGAUUCGUCGUUUAUCAUUUUUUUUCUCUAAGCUGCCAACAACAUGAACAGGGUGCUUUCAAGGACUAAUGUCUCAGUAACAACAAAGAUCUUCCGGAGGACUUGUUCAACACACCCAGCCUUUACUUCUGGUUCCAAUGAGGAGGAGAGCAAUGUAAAAAUUAAUUCCAUUGAAGAUGAUAGUCCACAACAUGACAUUGCUAUUGUUGGUGGUGGAAUGGUUGGAAUUGCUUUUGCUGCUUCCUUGGCUAGCAAGCCACUGACAAAGCACUUGAAUGUUGCUAUUAUUGACAACAAUCCUCUUUUCGGGACAAAAAGUACCAUAGAGAAAGGUCACCCACCUCCACCUGAUCCUAGAGUCAGUACUGUCACACCUGCAACAAUAUCCUUCCUCAAAGGUAUUGGCGCCUGGAAAUACAUCGAAGAGCAGCGACAUGCGUAUUUUGACAAAAUGCAGGUAUGGGACUACACAGGUCUUGGAUAUACAAGAUACUAUGCUAAAGAUGCCGAUCAAGAUAUUUUGGGGUGUGUUGUGGAGAAUAAAGUUCUUCAGAGCUCUCAGCUAUCUUGUGUGCAGGAAUCAGAUCUCCAGAAGACUAUCUAUCCAGCGAGGUUAAACUCAAUGGAUACGUUACCUAGUUCUUCCUUGACUGGUCUUGGUGAAGAACCAUCCACAAGAGAUUUGUUCAUGCGAGGACGCCUUGCCAAGCUGGAGCUAAGCGUGUGGCUAGCUAUAGCUCAAGGCAUUGCUCUUGGUACUGAUAUUGGCGAGGCGAAUCUGCUCAAACGAUAUGAAGCGGAGAGAAAACCUGCAAAUAUAGCAAUGAUGGCGGUUUUAGAUGGAAUACAGAAGAUGUACGCUGUGAAUUUAGGAUCGCUGAAUGCACUGAGAGCGGCUGCAUUUCACGGUGCUCACUACAUUUCCCCUCUUAAAAAGCGUAUCAUAUCAUAUGCUUCAGGAGACCAGUCUUUGCCACUCUUUUCUUGAGCAAGCCAGUCGAGAUUGGUCGCCCCUCUAUCAACAGCUCUGUAUCUUUGAAUUUUAUAUUUCUGAAUUAAAAUCUUGCAUUUAAUGAUAAUAUUAAAAAUAGUUUGCAUGA
Molecule: messenger RNA, 1308 nt
Organism: Raphanus sativus (radish)
Lineage: Eukaryota; Viridiplantae; Streptophyta; Magnoliopsida; Brassicales; Brassicaceae
Biological process (GO): xanthophyll biosynthetic process; carotene biosynthetic process; ubiquinone biosynthetic process
Cellular component (GO): mitochondrion
Molecular function (GO): oxidoreductase activity
Source: RefSeq, a predicted model, not a curated record